UAGAAGGGUUUUAAGGCGGCUGCAAAAUUUUCAUCCUCUUGGGAUAUUACUUUUCCCCGUCUUCUAUGUUUUGGCCUCUCUAUAGAGCUUCCUUCUGUUUAUCAUAUUUUAUCCAAUUUUCUCUUCAUUAGCAAAUCCGGUUGUUCUUUGGUUGUUUAUAUCCCUUCGUCACCGUUUAUUCGUUGAAACAUGUGGCGGAAUUUAGCCAAAAGAGCUUCUUCUAGGAAGAUUAAAUUGUGCUCCGGGAAAUUUUCUCAAGAAUCUAAUUUUCUAGAGAAUAUAACAACUCCUGAGACACAAACUUUCUUUAAGGCUUCACACCCUCUUUUGGCUUUGCAUCGAGUUACUGAUUUAGCCACUCAAAAUCAAAACUUCGGUCGAUUUAGUCACACUCAAUCUAUCAACCCUUUUAGUGUUUUUAACCGUACAAGAAAUUAUGCAAGUGCUGCAGAGGCAAUUGCUUCGACAGAUGGAGAAUCAGACCUUUCGGGUUCAGAAGAGAUGCAAGAGUUGUUGGAGCAAAUCCACAAAGAAGCUGACAAUGUAAUGGACUCAUCAUCUUCGUCGUUUGAUAAGCAGCCGAAGAAAAUGGUAGGUGGAAUGGGUAUAGGAAAGUACUACAUAUUAAAGCGUAGGCAAAUAAAGAUGGAGACCGAAGCAUGGGAACAGGCAGCCAAGGAGUAUCAAGAGCUUUUAACGGACAUGUGUGAGCAAAAGCUUGCACCCAAUUUGCCUUAUGUUAAGUCUUUGUUUCUUGGUUGGUUCGAGCCUUUAAGAGAUGCAAUUGCUAAAGACCAAGAGGUUUGCAAGGAGAAGAAGUGCAGGAUUUCUCAUGCUCCCUAUUUGGAUAAGUUGCCGGCUGAUAUGAUGGCCGUUAUUACUAUGCAUAAGUUGGUGGGGUUGUUGAUGACUGCUGGAGGAGAUGCUGGUUGUGUUAGGGUGGUACAGGCCGCUUGCCAGAUUGGCGAAGCGAUUGAACAUGAGGCCAGGAUAAACAGAUUCUUGGAGAAGACGAAGAAGAAGAAGAAUGUAACGGAUAAUAAAUCAGAAGAUAUAUCUGAGCCUCUGACCAAUGAACUAGAGAAUGUAACUAAAGAAAAAGAAAAAUUAAAGAAAAAGGUUACUAGUUUAAUUAAAAAACAAAAGCUGCAUCUAGUAAGGAAAAUUGUGAAGCACCAGGAUGAUUCCAAGCCAUGGGGUCAGGAGGCUCAUGUUAAGGUUGGCUGCCGUUUGAUGCAGUUGUUAAUGGAAACAGCCUAUAUACAACCUCCUGUUGAUCAGUUCGGUGAUAGUCCUCCUGAUAUUCGCCCUGCAUUUGUGCACACUCUUAAAAGUAUCACAAAAGACGCAAUGAAAGGAAGGAGGUAUGGUGUUAUCGAAUGCGAUCCUCUAGUCCGCAAAGGUCUUGAGAAUAGUGCUAGGCACAUGGUCAUUGAUUAUAUGCCAAUGUUGGUGCCUCCUUUAAACUGGACAGGGUAUGACCGUGGUGCAUACUUAUUUUUACCAUCCUAUGUCAUGAGAAUACAUGGAGCAAGACAACAACGUGAAGCAGUAAAAAGAACUCCAAGGAGUCAAUUAGAGCCAGUUUUUGAGGCCCUGGAUACUCUAGGAAAUACCAAAUGGAGAGUGAAUAAAAGGAUACUUAGUGUAAUUGACAGAAUCUGGGCUAAUGGAGGCGGUCUUGCUGACCUUGUUGACCGUGAAGAUGUUCCUAUCCCUGAAGAAUGCGACACAGAGGAUGAAGCAGAAAAAAAGAAAUGGAAAUGGAAGGUUAAGGCUGCAAAAAAGGAAAAUAGUGAGAGACAUUCACAGCGCUGUCAUAUAGAACUCAAACUUGCUGUGGCUCGAAAAAUGAAGGAUGAAGAGGGCUUCUACUACCCACAUAACCUUGAUUUCCGAGGUCGUGCAUAUCCCAUGCACCCACAUUUAAAUCACCUUGGCUCUGAUCUGUGCCGAGGGAUCCUGGAGUUUGCAGAGGGACGCCCUCUUGGGAAGACAGGCUUACAUUGGCUGAAGAUACAUCUGGCAAAUUUGUAUGCUGGUGGUGUGGACAAGUUAUCGUACGAGGGUCGAGUAGCAUUCAGUGAGAAUCAUUUGGAUGAUAUCUUUGAUUCUGCUGACAGACCUCUGGAAGGAAGGCGCUGGUGGUUGGGUGCAGAAGAUCCUUUUCAGUGCUUGGCAGCAUGUAUGAAUCUCUCAGAAGCAUUGAGAAGCUCCUCUCCGGAGACUACUAUUUCACAUAUCCCUGUACACAUGGAUGGUUCAUGUAAUGGCUUACAACACUAUGCUGCCUUAGGAAGGGACAAGUUGGGAGCUGCUGCCGUGAAUCUUGUUGGAGGGGAUAAACCUGCAGAUAUUUACUCAGGAAUUGCAUCCCGAGUUCUCGAGAUCAUGCGAAGGGAUGCUGAGAAAGAUCCUAAAACCGAUCGGAAUGCUCUAUAUGCUCGGCUUUUGGUCAAUCAGGUGGACAGAAAGUUGGUGAAGCAGACGGUGAUGACAUCAGUUUAUGGUGUCACUUAUAUAGGGGCACGUGACCAAAUCAAGAAGAGGUUAAAAGAACGUGGUGCCAUUGCAGAUGAUUCAGAACUCUUUCAAGCAUCUUCCUAUGCAGCAAAAACCACAUUGACUGCCUUGGGGGAGAUGUUUGAAGCUGCAAGAAGUAUCAUGAAUUGGCUUGGCGAGUGUGCUAAGGUGAUAGCUUCAGUGAAUCAGUCAGUGCGAUGGACAACUCCUCUUGGACUUCCUGUUGUACAGCCUUACCGGCAGACAGGAAGGCAUCUUAUCAAAACUUCUCUGCAGAUAUUGGCAUUACAGCGAGAAACUGACAAGGUCAUGGUUAAGCGGCAGAGAACAGCUUUCCCCCCAAAUUUUGUUCACUCACUUGAUGGUUCCCACAUGAUGAUGACUGCUGUUGCUUGCCAAAAGGCAGGCAUGAGCUUUGCAGGGGUCCACGAUUCAUACUGGACACAUGCAUCUGAUAUUGACGAAAUGAAUAGGAUACUCAGAGAAAAGUUUGUUGAGCUCUAUUCGAAGCCAAUACUGGAAAAUUUGUUGGAGAGCUUUCAGAAGUCAUUCCCUACCUUGAAUUUUCCACCGUUACCAGAACGGGGAGACUUCGAUCUCAGAGAUGUUAUGGAUUCUCCCUAUUUCUUUAACUAGUCUCAGGUCACAUUCUUCUCAUGACCGUGUGCCUUUGAAAUUGGAUUCUGCCUUUGUCAUUCAAAACCACAAGGUAAUGGCAGUUGAGUUUUCUUUAUUCGUGGUCAUAAUUGAAGGCAAGUUCCUUAUACCAUAUUGGAGUAUAAGUUGAAAGGAUAAGAAACUUCUGGGAUAGCUGCAAGCAGUGUACUCGGGUAGUCGGGUACCUUUGUACAUAUCUCAAAAGGAGAGACCUACAAGCAUUAACAGAAGGUUGAUCUCACGUUUCUUUUAGAAGAUAAAUAUAUUUUUUUCCCUGGAGCUGUUGUUGGGCGGUCCAUCAUGAAGCAUUCUCUGAAAGAGCAGCUCAAAAGGUGGUCAAGCAAAUUGCAUUGACAUAAGCUGUGUAUAACCCAAGAAAUUAAAGCUUUUUAUGUUGAAUAGCACUUGAUCGAUGAAGUGAUUCAAUCAAUCUGGAAGUUGAAGGCUAUGCCCACCACAUCGAGCUUCCAUUACUUCAGGGAUGAUGAGAGUGACAGUUGUCGGUGGGUGUUUACAGAUCACAAAGAUAGGUUAGUUAAGAUAAUUGUUUGUGGUAUAUUAAAUAUUUUGCCACCUUUGUACCAUUUAUUUUGUAUGAUCUAUAUGAAUUGAUUGUCCUUAAAAAUAAAUUAUCAUAAUAA
This is a messenger RNA of Pistacia vera, 3821 nucleotides long. RefSeq names its product DNA-directed RNA polymerase 1, mitochondrial-like. Gene Ontology annotation, biological process: mitochondrial transcription. The record is from RefSeq and is a predicted model, not a curated record. Lineage: Eukaryota; Viridiplantae; Streptophyta; Magnoliopsida; Sapindales; Anacardiaceae. The coding region runs from base 190 to 3159 and encodes 989 amino acids. Gene Ontology annotation, cellular component: mitochondrial DNA-directed RNA polymerase complex. The transcript is spliced from 19 exons. Gene Ontology annotation, molecular function: DNA binding; DNA-directed RNA polymerase activity.